This is a messenger RNA of Pistacia vera, 1414 nucleotides long. RefSeq lists its product as uncharacterized. Bases 57 to 1145 code for a protein of 362 amino acids. The record is from RefSeq and is a predicted model, not a curated record. Gene Ontology annotation, molecular function: protein binding. Lineage: Eukaryota; Viridiplantae; Streptophyta; Magnoliopsida; Sapindales; Anacardiaceae. The transcript has 13 exons.
CUACCACCGCAAAACAAACAAAUUUCCCGCCAAAACGACCGAACAAGCGUGCAGCAAUGGCUUCGCUGGAGGCCAAGAGUCUGAGAAAGGCAGUGGUGCCAUCAACUUUAAUAGACAAUCCAUCUCCUGGAAACCUCCAGUCAACUCGUCUCGCUCUUCAUGUUAACGAGGACGCCUCUUCCUGUUUGGUUUACAUUGCCUCUGGCUGCCACAUCUACAAAGUCCAGAUUAUGAUGGAAGAUUCCUUGGUCAAUGAGGGGAAGGAGAGCCUGCUGAUUCCUCAACAGACACAGGCUAUGGAUGCGUCAUUACUUAACCGAUGCCCCCAUCGUUCAGAAAUUCAGAGUAUAGUGCUUGCAGAAACUGAUAGUAAAGGUUACUUUGUGUUGGGAAGUGUGGAUUCUUAUGGUCACCUUAUUGUCUCAAAACUGGAUACUAGUGGUAAAGAUGUCGAAAGGCUUACCUAUUCAGUGUUGCCUCAGGAUUGUGGUGUUGGAGAAGGUAGCUGGGCGGGGCUUUGCUUCAGUCCAAGUCAAUGGUCCAUGGCAGCUGUGGCACGUAGCUUUAGCAAAAGCAUUGAUGUUUAUGAUCAAGAUAUCCACCUCAGGACUUUACGCACACUCUGGUAUCCAUCUUCAUUGAACUUCAUGCAGAAUUUAAGUAAUGGAAAUGGAAGUUCAAUAUUAGCUGUCACUGAAGGCUGCCAGCUGACUUUAUGGGACCUGAGAACGAAAGAAAAUGGUGGUUGUCUACGUCGAAUUUGCGGCUCUGUUGGUGACAAUUUAUAUGCUGCCUGUGGUUCUCCAACUGGUAAUGUUGCAGUGGCAGGAGCUGACCGUACUGUGACAAUUUAUGAUCCUCGCAGAUGGUCAGCACUAUCAAGAUGGGCGCACUGUUCAAAAUAUGAGAUAACUGGACUUGCUUUUUCAUCAAUCAACUCUGAUUACAUCUAUGUGCAAGGGGUUGAUUAUGAGGUCUUUUGUGGGCAGUGGAGAGAAAGCAGUAAGGUAUUUUCAUUUAGAGGAGACUCAAACUGGCUUGGGUUUGGUAAGUGCCCUGACACGGAUGUAUUGGGUGGUUGGUCCGAUUCAGGAAGCAUCUUCGUGGUUGAUGUUGUUGCUAAAGAUAGUGAUAUAAAGUUAUAAACUCGUUGAAAGGUCUAAUUAACGGAUUUCCCUGGUGGUGGUUCAGCUAUCCUCUCAUCUUUCAAGUUACUUUUUAGUUACGCAUCAAAGAAUUUCGCUAAAUCAGAAGCCUUGACCUCAAUGUCUGCUAGCAGUCAUUUCGGGGAACCCACAUAUGCUCCAAUCAAGCAUGUCAAUUUAAUGAGAAAAAAGGCACUCCGCAAGGAAAAUGAAUGUAUUUUUAUCUUCUUGUGCACAAAAUUCCGUAUAUAUAAGGAUGAUUUCAGUUU